Molecule: messenger RNA, 2106 nt
Organism: Diaporthe amygdali
Lineage: Eukaryota; Fungi; Ascomycota; Sordariomycetes; Diaporthales; Diaporthaceae
Product: het domain protein
Exons: 1
Coding region: 1-2106 (701 amino acids)
Source: RefSeq, a predicted model, not a curated record
AUGAAGAACAAAAUCCGUGAGGCCCUGCCGUUCCGGCGUAGGCAUGAUAUAAGCGCCGACCCGGGUCCUUACAGUCCCAUAGACUCUUCAAAGGAUGAAAUCAGGAUCAUACACCUGCUUCCCGGAGAGUUUGGCGACACAAUCAACAUCGAAUUGGUACCGGUCUCUCUCUCAAGCGAUCCUCCACCACAAUACGACGCCCUAUCCUACGUCUGGGGCAGAGAGCCAUGCCAAACUCCGGCUCUUGUUAACGGCAGGCCCAUUACCAUCACUUCGAACCUGGACAACGCCCUGCGAUACUUCCGCGAUAAACAUGAUGAGAAGACACUGUGGGUUGACGCAGUGUGCAUCAAUCAAGCGGAUAAUGUGGAGAAAGGCCCCCAGGUGCAAAUGAUGGGACAGAUUUACUCCAAGGCAGCCCGGGUCUUGGUGUGGCUGGGCCCAGCUGCCGACGGAAGCGAUGAGCUCCUGAAACAUAUGUCUCAGGGGUUUUCGGGAGAGGAGAUAGCGGACGCCACCUUACAGAGCUCUUCCCUCUCCUUGAUGGGUCGGCCGUGGUUCACGCGCAUUUGGGUACAACAGGAGAUCGCACUAGCCGCGCUCGACCCGACUAUCUGUUGUGGAAGGCACACGUUAUCUUGGGCGACAUGGUGUCUCUACAUGUUGAGACUUCUCUUCGCGCUCGAGGAUGUCUUUCGCGACGUGAUGCAUCGGCAAGAGAUGGAGGGUGUAGCCAUUAGGCCACUUCCAACCGAUAGCGCAGAGGUGGAAGAGGAAAAGUAUCAAAAGCUUUUGAAACAUAUUGAAAAUAACAAAAAGUCGAUCGCCAUCCAAAAGGCUCUGCUUACGCUGGAAAAUCUGGCGUCUCUUCGAGGGAGAGUAGAGAUGGCAUCUGGCACAUACAAUGACAAGAUGUUCGAGAUUAUAGCCUAUAUCAAGGCUAAAAAGGACCCCCAAACUUUUGCCGCGGCGGAAAGUGCUAGUAAAGCACCUCUCAGUGCAGAUGAAUUGAGGAAGACAUUCCAAGAAAAUGGGAUGGGCGAGGAGGCUAUGAGGGAAUACAUCAAGUCCUACGUCGGUGAAGACGACCCAACCGAAUUUCCACGGCUGAUAGGGACCGUGUCGCAUCUAGACGCGACGGAUGACCGGGAUAAAGUCUUUGGUAUUCUGGGAUUAGCGAAGUUCGUUGGCCAGCCGAUCCAAGCCGACUACGACAAGACCAAGAGGCAAGUAUACGCACAGGCCAUGGCAACCAUCAUCAGGGACGGCUUGCACCUGAGCUACACUAGACUGUCAAUUUUCGAGUCGAAGAAGAAAGGCUUGCCUUCCUGGGUGCCGGAGAUAGGCGGCAAGAACGUUGGUGGUGCGGACAUCCUCCCAAACUAUCGUGCCGUAGAGAAUGCGAUACCAUCUUCUCGCGCAGAAGUGCCGCCUACGACGUUCUCGGACGACUAUCAAACGCUCCUCGUUGGCGGUGUUGAGCUUGGCCGCGUGUCGAUGGUCAUCGAGCAGCCGAUCACAGAGGAUCCCGAACUGACCAAUCCUGAGGAGAGGUUCACACUGAAGGAUGAACUCAAGUCUUUGAUUACCGAGAAGCAAAUUCCUCUGAAGACAGUGUGGAGAACCUUGAUAGGUAAUCGCGAUACAAACCUUUUCGCGGAACGAGACGCAACUUGGGACGAUGACCAGGUGGAGUUGCUUCGAAGUGAGGACAAGAUGCUUCAGGCUGUUGCUGCCAUGUGCGGGCAGAACUACGAGGGUACACAAGAAGAUCAAAAUUGUCUGAGCCAAGACGACUCGAGGUUCAUCCGGCUUCAGCUUUUUGCGACAUGUCGAAAAGCGACCCUGUUCUUCACCGACACGGGAAAGAUGGGCCUGGUUAUAGGGAAGGUUGCGAAGGGGGAUGUCGUUGCGGCACUGUUUGGAGUCGGCAUGACAUUCGUUCUACGGAAAGCAUCAUCUCUUUCCAAAUUCAUGAAAGAACUCGGCAAAAAGGAACGGAAGCAAGAGCCGACGUAUGAAAUGAUUGGGACGUGCCAUGUUGGGGAGCACAAAUUUGGAUACGUUGAUGAAGACUCUGGUUUUCAGACCUUCAUCAUCAACUGA